CCCUUAGUCUAAAGGGCAGGGCUAGUACUAGUGUCUCAUUCCCUUAACAACGGGUGAACAGGUGGUGGUAUUACAGGGGUAAUCUGAGGGAAUAGCCCAUUUAAGCAUGCAGGAUCCCAGCGGGAACAAUGGUUGCAGAACAGAUGGUGAAGAAGAGGACGGCCAACAUACAGCCAGAACCCCCCAUGCCCAAGCUAGCUCACAGAUUUCUGAAGCCGAGAAUGACCAUGGUAACUCCCCUCAUGAAAGUCAGCCACAGGAUUCUGGUAGCCAGGCUGCGCAAGGCAGCCUUGACUCAAGGAGCCCUGUAGAGGCAAGAGUAGUGGCAGAAGAAGCAGCCAUAGCUCCUCAGGGCGAGCAGGCACCAAUUAUACCAGGACCCAGUGGAGAUGCUGCAACAACAGCUGGAAGUCGACUCCUGGAGUUUUCUGUAACAGUGCCAUUCAGGACUGCUGUGGAGGCAAACAUAGCAUGCAGAUCCCUCGCCUCAAAUGUCCAGCACCAGCAAGUGAUGGUUCAGCAGGAGUUCACCGUGAAUGACACUACUCUGACUGUUAGGUGGACCACUGAAGAUCCUGUUCUCUUCCGAACAUCCAUCAAUGCCUUCCUUGACCAGCUCUCCUUGGUGAUGAGGAGCGUCCCACGCCCAGUGUUUAUGGCUGUUUUCAAGCAAGGAAGAGGAAGAAAUAAUGAACUUUAAUGUAAUACCACCAACAAGACAAGGGAAGGGCAUUUCAUGAUUUGGGCAAUUGUCCCUUUGCCUUCAUAUUCACUGUUUUGGUCCUAUCACACUGUUACUGAAGGAGUGAAUAUUGAAAUAAUGGAAAAUGAAGAAAAUAACAUUGA
This is a messenger RNA of Peromyscus leucopus (white-footed mouse), 846 nucleotides long. RefSeq names its product EKC/KEOPS complex subunit LAGE3-like. The record is from RefSeq and is a predicted model, not a curated record. Gene Ontology annotation, cellular component: EKC/KEOPS complex. Bases 107 to 700 code for a protein of 197 amino acids. The transcript is spliced from 3 exons. NCBI's taxonomy places the organism in Eukaryota, Metazoa, Chordata, Mammalia, Rodentia, Cricetidae.